Molecule: messenger RNA, 2147 nt
Organism: Pygocentrus nattereri (red-bellied piranha)
Lineage: Eukaryota; Metazoa; Chordata; Actinopteri; Characiformes; Serrasalmidae
Gene: fkbp5
Product: FKBP prolyl isomerase 5
Exons: 11
Coding region: 232-1557 (441 amino acids)
Molecular function (GO): peptidyl-prolyl cis-trans isomerase activity; protein binding
Source: RefSeq, a predicted model, not a curated record
GGCGAAACGUGCCGGUGGAACAUUGAGUACUCUCGCGCCGGGAGGGCGGUGUCACAGCAGCAACACGCGCAGCGCCGUUGAAGCGCUCGAGCUACAUGUUGCACUCGCCGCCGGUAAGACUCGCCGAAGUUACAUGCGGAUAUACGGAUAAACAAAUGAGAGGACCCGGGAAAACAAGAGAAAUACUGGGAACAAGGGCAAGUGUGAGUGCUGAGAUGGCCACGUUUGAGGAUGAGUCUUCGACUAGCCAGUCUUCUAUUGAUCUCUUUAACUCCCAAGGUAUUGACAUCAGUCCAAAUAAAGACAGAGGAGUAUGGUAAGAUUGUGAAGCGGCAAGGUAAAGAAGGGGAGACGCCUAUGAUCGGGGACAAGGUGCAUGUCCACUACACUGGCAGACUACUUAAUGGGAAGAAGUUUGACUCCAGCUUUGACCGAAAAGAGCCUUUUGUCUUAAAUGUGGGCAAAGGCCAGGUGAUCAAGGCAUUGGAUAUUGGUGUGUGCUCAAUGCAGAAAGGAGAGGUGUGUUUGCUGCUAUGUAAGCCUGAAUAUGCCUAUGGCAAUGCUGGAAGCCCCCCCAAAGUCCCUCCAAACUCCACUCUACUGUUUGAGGUAGAGCUGCUAAACUUUAGAGGGGAGGAGCUUACGGAGGAUGGUGGAAUCUUGAGGAGAAUAAAGGUCAAAGGUGAAGGAUACAACAAUCCCAAUGAAGGGGCCACAGUUCAUGUCCACUUGGAAGGACGGUGUGGUGGUCGUUUGUUUGAGGCACGGGACAUCACCUUUGUUGUGGGAGAAUCUGAGGACAUGAGUGUUCCUCUGGGAGUGGACCGUGCCAUGGAGAAAAUGCAGAAAGGGGAAUGCUGUCUGUUAUAUCUAAAACCCAAAUAUGGCUAUGGCAAAGAAGGAAAACCAGAGUAUGACAUUGGACCAAAUGCAGAACUGCUGUAUGAGGUGACACUCAAAGAUUUUGAAAAGGCCAAAGAAUCCUGGGAAAUGGACUUGAACGAGAAACUGGAGAAGGCAGUUCUGGUCAAACAGAAAGGGACCCAGUACUUCAAGUCUGGGCGGUACUACCAUGCUGUCAUCCAAUAUCAGCGGAUCGUGUUCUGGUUGGAGAUGGAGUGCGGAGUUGGUAAGGAGCAACAGCAGGCCAUCCAGGCUCUCCUGCUGGUGGCCCAUCUAAAUCUGGCUCUGUGCUAUCUACGCCUGCGGGAAUACUCGCAGACUGUGGAGAAUUGUAACAAGGUGAUGGAGCUGGACUCUGAGAACGAGAAGGCUCUAUACCGGCGGGGGGAGGCUCGUCUGCUAAGGAACGAGUUCACUCUGGCCCUGAUGGACUUCCGACAGGUCCUGCAGGUGAACCCUUCCAAUCGAGCUGCCCGAUGUCGGAUCGCCGUCUGCCAGCGCAAAAUCCGUGAACACCACGAGCGCGAUAAGAAGAUUUACGCCAACAUGUUUCAGAGGUUCGCCGAACACGACGCCAAGGUUGGCCAAUUGAAAAGGAAGAAAGAUGAGAGCGGAUUGGUAGAUCAGAACAAUAAGUCUGUGAAGAAGCCUUGACGGAGUCAGGACGGCUCCUAAAAGCCCAUGGCCCACCAGUGCCUGUUAAUGAGGUGAAGCUUUUGCACCCGGUGUGGAGGGCAGCAUGGAGCGAGUGGACACUCUCACACCUUCACCACUAACCUCAUGAUGUGAGUGCUGUCACUCAGGACCCAAAGGAGACCUGAAUACGAUUCUGAAGAAGAGAGAUUGACACUGAAGAGGCUAUAAGCCUAAAUGGCAUUCCUACAGACAAACCAAAUGCAAAUGACCCACAUGACCACUGGUAUCUAACACCCAACCUCCAUCGCAUUACAUACUCCUCAACUCGGCAAAGGCAUUCAUCAGAUGUACAGUAUUAAUGAAAUAAUUCAAUGAUGUCACAAAUAGAAUACAAUUUACUACUGUAUUGUCUGCAUACAAUAAUAAAAUGGUAGGGCUCAGUAGUGACUCAGAAGGAUUUCAGUGCAGUGGGGAGGUCUUCGUUUGUGCGUUUGCAGUGUCAUGGUGUGUAUAUAUGGCUUAGAGGUAUUUUAGCACAUAAAGGUGUUUAGACAAGUGAUCACAAUGGGUAGCUGGACUCUAAAAUACCAUACUGCCCAACAAGCCGG